Messenger RNA from Vitrella brassicaformis, 2295 nucleotides. NCBI's taxonomy places the organism in Eukaryota, Vitrellaceae. The record is from the annotation of a GenBank genome assembly.
CCCAAGUGUCAAACGAAGCGCAGAUCUAUCGACGCUUCACUCAUCUCUCCGUUCCCAGCCCAAGCUGCCUUGUUUCGCACACUGGCUGGCGAGAGCGGGCAUCGAUGUCUGUGUUUGGUGAGUGUCGGUCCGUCGAUGACUUCGAGAAGCUCGUAAGCGCACAAGCCAACCGACUCAGGCGGAUCCUGAAUUCAUGCUCAUCAUUUCUUGCCUGCUGCCGCUCUGAUGUGGUUCUCAGAAUCGUGUUGGCGAGGGCACCUACGGCACUGUGUAUCGCGCCAAGGACCGGCGGAGUGGCGAAAUAGUGGCGCUCAAGAAGGUGCGGCUGCACAGCGAGAAGGAGGGCUUUCCGCGGACGGGCGUGCGCGAGAUUCGUAUAUUGCGGUCACUUCAGCACCCCAAUGUGGUGCAGCUCAGGGAGGUCACGGUCGGCGCACAAAUGAACAGCAUUUUCCUGGUGAGCGAGUAGGUGCGACGGGAGUGAAGGACGCAUGCUGGUGAUGUGUGUAUCGUCUGGCACUGCUGUUUUGAUUGAGUGCGUGUGCGUGUGUGUGUGUGUGAGUGUGCAGGUCUUUGAGUACUGCGAGCAUGACCUGGCGACGUUGCUGGAUAACAUGUCUUCUCCAUUCUCUCACGCAGAGAUCAAGUGUCUGUUGCUGCAGCUGCUGCGGGCCAUCCAGCACCUGCACGACAACUUCAUCAUUCAUCGGGACGUCAAGCUAUCCAAUCUCCUCCUCAACAACAAGGGCACCCUCAAACUCGCUGACUUCGGACUCGCCAGGUAGACAAAUCACACGCAGCCCAGCCGAUUGGUCUCUUGAUUGUUGUGCUUGUCCGUGCGUGAAUGUAGGGAGUUCGGUUCGCCUUCCGAGCCAGCGACGCAGAAUGUGGUGACGCUGUGGUAUCGUGCGCCCGAACUGCUGUUUGGCGCGCCGUCGUACAGCAUGGCCAUCGACAUGUGGGCGGUGGGCUGCAUCUUCGGCGAGCUCCUCUACCACCAACCAAUACUGCCCGGCAAGAACGAAUCACAACAGGUGUGUAUGUGUAUGCACUACAUAUGGGAGAUAUGGAACUGACGUCAUUCAAUGUGCUGUCUGUUGUUUGGCUCAUUCACUCAUUCAUUCAUCAGGUGCAGUUGAUAUGCAAUCUGCUGGGCACGCCCAAUCCCAAGAUCUGGCCGGAGAUAUCCAGCCUCCCCAACUACCGCAAGUUCACACUGCCGCAGAACCAAGUGAGCCACACUCACACGGCAGUGGACAGAUGUGUGUGUGACGGCAUCCUGUGCUUUUGUCUGGCUCAGUACAACAAUCUGUCUGUGCGAUUCCCCGACGAGAGCGCCAACUGUCUGGACCUGCUCAACAAAAUGCUCACAUUCAACCCCGACAAACGCAUUUCAGCCCGCGAAGGUCCACACACACGCACACACAUUAUUGUCGCGUUCACCGUCACCGCCCCCUUCUCGUCGUGUGUGUGUGUGUGGCUUUCUCUCUCUGUCAGCUCUGAAGCACCCGUAUUUCACGGAGAAGCCCCUGCCUCGCGAGCCGUCGUGGAUGCCCACCUUUAAGGAGCAUCGCAACGAGCCACUACCAUCCAUGCAUGCAGCUGCCGCCGGCCCCGCACUGCCCCUGAAGCGCAAAGGCAGAUCGCCUUACAGGGAGGAGAGGGAGACUGUGGUGGCGCCAUCAAACACAACCACCAAGUGAGUGUGGGGCAGGCCACAGAGAGGCAGAGGGACCAUGUUUGCAUCAAGGACGGCUGUGUUGUGUUGGCAUUUAUUGUAUGCAGGGCACAGUUGUUGGCGGCAGCGGCAGCGCGCAAAGCGAGCAAAGGCGGGUUCUUCGGAUGAUGAAUCGUGUGCGGCUGGCCCGUGUCUGGAUGCUGAUGGUCCUUUUUGCGCCGAUGGCCGCGUCAGUCUUUAUCCGUCUCCUGUACAGCAUCUGUGUCCUUGCUGACGAUCAGCUGGUGCCACCAGGUGUAGUCUGUCUUGGCGCUGUGCGUGCAAGGGGCUGAGGAGCCGCACCUUAUGUCGCGAGCAGCACCGUGGCAGAGUUGACCUGGCGGCUGCAGCGCAUGACCGACUCCAUGACCGACUCGCGUGCUACUGACUGUCUGGUGAUAGUUCUGUGUGAAAAGAACUAUGUUGAUGAUGCGCCUUCUGUCCUCGUAAAAGGUGAUUCAAUCGUCGAGUUCUAGAUGAGUCUUUUAGCCAGACUGCCCAAUCCAGCGCCACAGAUGCACACAGACAGUGAGUCCAUCCAUCCAUUCCCCACCCAUCAGACUCCAAACACUCGCAGC